AUGUUUUAUUCUUCUUAUUUUUAUGCUGUGCAGUUGAAAAGGCGACCUACCGUACUGCUUCUUCUGAUUCUGCUGAUGUGGUUCUCCAAUGGUCUUGGUGUCGUUCAGGAGGAACCUAAGGGAUCAAGUUGCUGCGAUGCUUGCUUCCAAGGUCCGGCCGGAACACCUGGCGUUCCUGGAAUCCCAGGAAAUCCAGGUGGAUUCGGGGUUCAAGGACCUAUUGGCCCCAAAGGUGACCCUGGGUUUGGCCUCGCUGGACCCAAGGGAGAAACCGGUGACCACGGACGGCAGGAAGAUCAAGGCGAGCCUGGGACGCGGGGACCUCCGGGGAAGCAGGGACCUGCGGGUCGCAAGGGAGACGUUGGUGAGGGUCAGAAAGGUGACCAGGGGGAACCAGGGGUCCAGGGUCUGCCUGGUGAAAGGGGUCAAAAAGGCCAGUCAGGAGAAGCUACCCAGGUUACAUCAACAGCGUCCUCUGCCAUCGCAUUCAGCGCUUAUCGCACGUCAAGUGUAUCGAGUACUGGUAGCGACACCAUCAUCUUUGAUAACAUCCAAACGAAUCUGGGAGAUGGGUACCAUUCGCAGUCUGGUGUCUUUAUAUGCUCAAUACCAGGUGCCUAUUUUUUCACCACCAGUUUCUUGAGUUUGAACUCAGCAAUACGCCCUGUGGUACACCUGAUCAAAAAUGGCGAAGUCAUCUUUACGAUAUACGAUUCUCAUGACAAUUACUACCACCAGUCCAGUAAUUCCGCAAUCCUUGUUUUGGCUGCAAGGGACAGAGUGUGGCUGAAGUUUGCCGGUGCCAAUAGAGGCAUUUUCAGUAAUUCGUUGAAAUAUUCUUACUUUUCGGGUUUUCUACUUUAUGCGUUGCAACUGUGAAGAAAAAUCCCCGAGCAACAACAAAUAGACGACUACCAACUUAACACUGGAACAUAGACUCUGACAGUCAUGUGGUUGCUAGGGCAGAGCUUCUGGCGUUGUUAGG
Messenger RNA from Patiria miniata (bat star), 985 nucleotides. RefSeq names its product collagen alpha-1(X) chain-like. NCBI's taxonomy places the organism in Eukaryota, Metazoa, Echinodermata, Asteroidea, Valvatida, Asterinidae. The coding region runs from base 1 to 879 and encodes 292 amino acids. The transcript has a single exon. Gene Ontology annotation, molecular function: protein binding. The record is from RefSeq and is a predicted model, not a curated record.